AUGAAGAUCAAUCCACUGCCGCUUUUAUUGUGUUUUACGACGUUAAUUAACGCAUUGGAAAUUGAUAUACAAGAUAAAAAAUCAAUAUGUUCAGCAUCUUCUCAGGUUUAUAGAGGGAUGAUGGAUUAUUAUGAUGGUGAUAAUUAUGGUGGAGUUGUCGGGAUGUUUCAACCUCCGUAUUAUUGGUGGCAAGCUGGUCAUGCUUGGGGUGGUGUUAUAGAUUAUUGGUAUUAUUGUGGUAAAAAUGAAUCUGUUGAACAAGUACUUUAUGAUUCUUUAAUGGCUCAAACUGGUAAGAAUUUUGAUUAUAUCCCACAAAAUCAAUCCACAACUGAAGGUAAUGAUGAUCAAGGUUUUUGGGGGAUUUUUGUAAUGAGUGCAGCUGAAAGAAAUUUUACACCACCUCAUGAAGAUUCAGAUGUACCAGAUUGGUUAAGUAUGAGUCAAGCUGUUUAUAAUACAAUGUGGGAAAGGUGGGAUACUGAACAUUGUGGUGGUGGUCUUAGAUGGCAAAUUUUUGAAUGGAAUUCAGGUUAUGAUUAUAAAAACACUGUUAGUACAGCAUGUCUUUUCCAAAUGGCUGCAAGAUUAGCUAGAUUUACACGUAAUGAUUCUUAUGUUGAAACUGCAGAAACUGUUUAUCAAUGGUUAAUUGAUUCAGAAUUCAUUGUGGAGGAAGAAACUACAAGAGUUUAUGAUGGUUCAGAAAUUGGUGAUGGGAAUUGUUCAAAUAUUGUUAGAUUAGAAUGGACUUAUAAUUUUGGAUUAAUGGUUUCAGGUGCUGCAUAUAUUUAUAAUUAUACUGAAUCAGAUGAAUGGUUUGCUCGUGUAUCACAUUUAGUUAAUGGUGCUAGUGUAUUUUUCGAUGAUGGAAUUUUAUAUGAAAGAGCAUGUCAAGGUCCAGAUAAUUGUAAUAAUGAUCAACGUUCUUUUAAAGCUGUUUUUUCAAGAUCAUUAGCCAUGGCAUCAGUUUUAGUUCCUGCAUUAUAUGAUGAUAUUAGACCAUUAUUAGAAAGUUCAGCAGAAGCUGCAGCUAAAUCAUGUUCAGGUGGUUCAGAUGGUGUUACAUGUGGAUUAGAUUGGACAACUGGUGAAUGGGAUGGUAAAUAUGGAUUAGGUGAACAAAUGAGUGCAUUAGAAAUUUUUAAUAGUUUAGUUGCACCUUUAUCACCAGCUCCAUUUUCACAAGAAGAUGAAGGUGUUGCCGUAGGGAAUCCUAAUGCUGGUAUAGAUUCUGAUUCAACUGAUUUGGCACAUCAAAAAUUAAAUAUAACAGGAAGAGAUAAAGCAGGAGCUGCUAUUAUUACUGCUUUGAUAAUGUUAAGUAUAAUUAUUGGUGCCAUAUGGAUGGUUUUAUGA
Molecule: messenger RNA, 1359 nt
Organism: Hansenula ciferrii
Lineage: Eukaryota; Fungi; Ascomycota; Saccharomycetes; Phaffomycetales; Wickerhamomycetaceae
Product: glycoside hydrolase family 76 protein
Exons: 1
Coding region: 1-1359 (452 amino acids)
Biological process (GO): carbohydrate catabolic process; fungal-type cell wall biogenesis; budding cell bud growth
Molecular function (GO): mannan endo-1,6-alpha-mannosidase activity
Source: RefSeq, a predicted model, not a curated record